Ramularia collo-cygni is the source of this 846-nucleotide messenger RNA. RefSeq lists its product as uncharacterized. Bases 1 to 846 code for a protein of 281 amino acids. The transcript has a single exon. Lineage: Eukaryota; Fungi; Ascomycota; Dothideomycetes; Mycosphaerellales; Mycosphaerellaceae. The record is from RefSeq and is a predicted model, not a curated record.
AUGUGUAGGCCCGGAAAGUUCAUCAGAGCCUACCUGCUCGAGCCCCUGAAAGACAGUUCCAUCGGAUUCGGGCAUGAGAAUUACGUACCGACUCGGAGAGAUGCGGGCCACCAGAAGUUGUACAAACUGGCCGUUUUAUUCACGCGGGAUGGAUAUGCCCAUUGUUUAAGAUUCACAUCAAAGGGAAAGAAUGGGUACAAGUCGCUGAGUAGGGAUGAACAGCUCAACCACCUUCCGGUGUUUGCUGGGGGAAGCUCGGAGAAAGUUCCGCACGGCGCGCCCUACGCUCUAUACACGAAAGACAAGAAACAGUAUCCAGGAUCCAUGCUUUGCUUUGACAUUUGCCGCGUCAAGCUCACACAUACCAUCUAUGAGGCGGACGGUGAAUGGACAGAUCGUUCCGCCGUGGAUGUUUACCAUUUCCUGAUGAGGAAUGCCUAUGUUGCCGAUGGCAUGCGAGACUACCUGUGGGACGGAUUCAAUAUCAGUGAGAAUAUCACUGAAUCGUUUCAUGGCUACCGGUCGCCCGCCGCGCGGAGAGGCGAAGGAGAGUAUCGCCCUCGGGAGUCCGCGCAGAAAGCAGAGGACAUGAUGGCAAACACACCUCAAAGACUUUCCACUCAUCUCGGCGACGAUCAAGUGGGAGGAGUUCGUGUUCAUCAUCGAGGGACCAAUUCCAUCCGCAACGCUCUGUCUGACAACAGUAAAGUUGACACGGUUCCAGAGAAGGGGGGCAGAGUUCCCAGACUUGUUAGUGGGUUCAACGAGGUCAGCGAUUCUGCAGCGCAGCGCAGUCUGCAGCCUUACAAGCAAGCCAGAAAUCGAGACUUUGCCCCCCCACGAUAA